UAAAAAAUGGCCAACCAAAACCACACCUCACAUUACAAAUUCCCUUGAAGAAAACAUGAAUGCCACGGCUGCACCGGUGUCCAACUCCGGCGGCUUUCUUGGGUCACAAGAUAUCGGCGGGUUUGGCUACGGUAUCGGUAUCUCAUUUGGUAUAGUUUUGCUAAUCAUCACAAUCACAUUGGCUUCUUAUUAUUGUACUAGAAGUACACAACAAUCAUCACCUCAAUCAAAUAUUCGGCGUUCCACGAAUGUUGGCACAAUUGGGUUACAACCCGACUCGGCCCAUUAUGUGAUGGACAUGGGUCUAGAUGAGGCCACAUUAAUGAGUUACCCGGUUAUGGCUUAUUCGGAUGUCAAGAUCAAGAGAAAAGACUCGGGUUCUUCAUGUUGUUCAAUUUGUUUGGCUGAUUAUAAAGGUAAAGAUUUGCUUAGACAACUUCCUGAUUGUGGUCACCUUUUUCAUGUAAAAUGUGUUGAUCCAUGGUUAAGAUUGAACCCGACAUGUCCUAAUUGUCGAACAUCUCCCAUUCCAACACCACUAUCGACCCCAUUGGCCGAAGUUGUCCCACUCACCAUGAGACGGAAUUGAUUCACACCUGAUCUGAUCGAAUCGUUCAUGUUAAUCUAACUAGCAUUUAUCGAGGCUAGUCAGAUUAAUACAUUUGUACAGUAUUUUCGUACAGGUAAAAACUAUAGGUGUGCUCUUUAAUUUUAUAUAUGAUUUUCGAAAUUAUUUUAGACUGUAUAUUUAUUUUUUUGCAUCUAUUCAAAUGUGUAUUCUCAAUCCAAUAUUGUAAAUGUAACGAAAGAGCAAU
This is a messenger RNA of Erigeron canadensis, 815 nucleotides long. RefSeq names its product RING-H2 finger protein ATL70. The transcript has a single exon. The coding region runs from base 56 to 589 and encodes 177 amino acids. The record is from RefSeq and is a predicted model, not a curated record. NCBI's taxonomy places the organism in Eukaryota, Viridiplantae, Streptophyta, Magnoliopsida, Asterales, Asteraceae.